This is a messenger RNA of Symphalangus syndactylus (siamang), 2211 nucleotides long. RefSeq lists its product as uncharacterized. NCBI's taxonomy places the organism in Eukaryota, Metazoa, Chordata, Mammalia, Primates, Hylobatidae. The record is from RefSeq and is a predicted model, not a curated record.
CAUAACUUAUUCAAAAUUGCUCAUUUAAAUUUCCAGUUAGAUGUGUCUUUUAGCUUAUUUCAUAACCUGACUUUAGUGUGACCUGUAAAGGCCUGGAAAAUCAUAUAAAGCAAAAACAAUAUGCAGGUUAGAAGAAUUAAGAUAGUUUAUAAUUAAAAUUAAGUUAAAAUUACAUCAAUUUAAAAGGACCUUGGAGUUUAUAAAUAAAUCAAUUUUUGAUCUUUAUUCAUCAGAUUUGGCUAUAAAAUGAAACUGCAGUUCUUUGAAGGUGCAGCUUGCUGGAAUUAGAUGCUACAUAUAUUUUGAACACACACACUUAUUUUAAUAUUUUAUUUUUAGACAACGUAUUCAAAGUACUUGAGAAAAAUAUGCAAUGACAUUUUUUCCUUGUCCUAAUCAGGACCAUGGUGAGGUCCCCGUGGUUCACCGAGUGGUGGUCCAGGGCUUUGGUUGGGACGCUGAGUUAGGUUGGCAAAGCGUCAUUGUUUUGAAAGGCACAUUCGUCCGGGAUGGCAUUCGUGAUAAGAUUAAGCAUAAACCUAAACCUUGGCCUCGGGGGAAGGCAGGCUGCGGGGUUGAGAAGAGGAGAUGCAGAUUAGCUCUGCUUUUGCUGCCUGCGCACAUAAUUAAGAGGCGGUCCCUCAGCUGGAGCGUGGGCUGUGUCCGGCCUAAGGUGCUUAUUUUCCUGUUACUUGGCCAGCCGAGUGUGAGUGAACAGGAGCCCGAGAGCUUAAAUGUGGGAUCUAGGGGCGCAUUCUGGGGUCUCUGCGCAAGACCAGCUCUCAGCUCUCUCUUCUUUCCUCGGACUCUGGAGCGGGAGCGGGCCUUUCCCUCGGGCCGACCACACCGUAGGGGACGCCGUGAAAAGAGCCGUCGCGCCCGCUGCCUCCUGCCCGCUGCGCAGAGGGCUCCACCCGUAGAGGGGCUGGGAACAAAGGAGAGGAGCUAAGAGGAUGCACCAAAGUAGCCGCGCCCUCCCUGCCUGGCGCUGUCCGCGGUGCUGACCGUGGCCCUCUUCUCUCUCCGCAAUCAAACUGGAAAAGCAGUAGGACCGUCUCGUCCCUACUCAAAAGAAGAGUAAGAUAUUAGAUAAUUUGAAAAAUAACAUUUAAAAAUAGAAAAAGGCCACAUACAGCAAAACAAUAUUUUACUGAAAUCGUUCCCUCAAGCUGUUGCUACCCUUGCCUGAUACUUUUUGGUCUUCACGUAGGAAUGCACACAUACAUAGAGUGUAAGCGUAUGGGGAAACCAUUUCCACUUUAUUUAGGCUGAAACCAAAAUCGCAGGAUUGCAAGAAGGAAAUUGAGGAGAAUGAAGUCUUUAUUAUUAUCCUUUUCUUUCUUAAAUCAUCUUCCUUAAAACAGAAACAUAAGGUCCUCAGCCGCGGAUUUUAGUGCUGAUUUGGUCACCAGAGGGACGUGCAAUGGAGUCAAGUGUGGGCCUCGAGGCUUAACCAGAAAAGGGUGUGUCGGGGACCCACCAGGUGAAACAGGGUAGGAGCCCAUGCAGCUUGCCACCUUCGGCCAGGCUUUGUAGCCGGGCAGCCUCAGUAGACGGGUACAGAGGGCUGAGCUCUGCAGACCGCUCCGGUGCGCAGGAGCCUGCUUGGCUCAUCCCAGCCGGCGGGAGGCACUGGAGGGCCAGGAGGCCUGAAACCCGCACUGCGGAAAAACCGACCGCAGCCACAUCCUCAUAGCUCCCGCGACAGAAAGAGGCAGGGCAGUUUACUAAAUCUUAUGCAGUGAAAAUUCGCCUUAGAAAUCGAAGGUUGGAUGGGUCAGUAUUGAUAUAUUCAAAAAAAUCUCUAAAUUUCUUAGCAUAUUUCAUCGUUCUUAGAUAUUGAAAGUAUUAAAUGUAAACAAUACAAAUCUAAAUUCCCUAAGUAAUGAAUCAAAAUGGCAAGGGAGAGAGAGAGAGAGAGGGAAAAUCAACCAAUUCGGAGCCACCCUGGCUGGCUAUUUCUCAAAAGAAAUUUCUAUGCAUUUGCUUGAGUUUGUCUAUAAAUUCACAAACAUAAAGGCUGUUAAAAUUAGUAACAGAUAAAAUAAUUCAGGUUGGACAAUAGAGACAGCAACACCGAUUUUGAUCCGGGUAUAACAAUAGGCCAUGUAUUGACAAUGACCUAAAAGACAUGUGUUCAUUAAGUUAUUUUUUUUACAUGGGACGUAGAUGUAUCAUAAAAUUCAUGAAAUAAAACGGCCAGGUGCAAUA